AUGUCUCUGGAGGAUUCAUUUGUUAUAAACCCUGAGGACAGUGGGGGUUCGGUUCUGAAUGUUUCCGGUGUAUUUUUGGACUUCACAGUAGAGCAGCAUCAGUACAACAUCUGGCUCCCUGGCAUCGGAGUCGCUGUUGUCUAUGGGAUAAUCAUCAUCGUGGGUCUGGUCGGAAAUGUCACUUUAAUGAAGACGUGUUUGUUGGUGAAGUCCAUGCGGACUGUGCCCAACUUGUUCCUCUCCAGUCUGGCUCUGGGGGACCUGCUGCUGCUGGUGACCUGCGCCCCGGUGGACGCCAGCCGCUACCUGGUGGACGAGUGGCUCUUUGGCCGCGUUGGAUGCAAAAUGAUCCCGUUCAUCCAGCUCACCUCGGUGGGAGUCUCCGUGUUCACCCUCACUGCUCUCUCCGCUGACCGGUACAAAGCUAUCGUCAAACCGCUGGACAUGCACAGGUCCAGGGCAACACUCAGCAUCUGUUUACGAGCGGGGGCGAUCUGGCUGCUGUCUGUGACCCUGGCGAUUCCUGAAGCUGUCUUCUCCGACCUGCACACUUUCACCACCAGCCACACCAAUGAGACAUUUGUGACCUGCGCGCCCUACCCUCACGCCGGGGAGCUGCACCCGAAGAUCCACUCCACCGCCUCCUUCCUCAUCUUCUACCUCAUCCCGCUCUUCAUCAUAUCUGUCUACUACUGCUUCAUCGCUCGCAGUCUGGUCAGGAGCUCUGCGGACAUCCCCGCUGAAGGACACCUGCACCUCCAGAAACAGAUCAAGUCCAGGAAGCGUCUGGCCAAAACGGUUCUGGUGUUUGUCGGCUUGUUUGCUGUCUGCUGGCUGCCCAGUCACGUGAUCUACCUGUACCGCUCCUACCACUACGACCAGGUGGACACGUCGCUGGGCCACUUCAUCGCCAGUGUGGGUGCUCGCAUCUUGGCCUUCACCAACUCUUGCGUGAACCCGUUUGCCCUUUACUUGAUGAGCAAAAGCUUCAGCAAGCACUUCAACAAGCAGCUAUGCUGCACUUCUCCCAGACGGUUGAACAGCCAGAAUAGUGGGAGAACAAACAUAACCACCGUCUGAAAGCAUCUGUUGUUUUCAUAAACUUGUAACAUCUGUGUUUCAGCAGGACUGGUUUCAUGUUGAUCCUCUUUUCUCAGAUCGAUUUCAGUGGACGACAUGUUUAACUCUGAUGUAGAGGUGUCAACUUCAAUAUAAUGUAUGGACACAGUUAAAACCAAAUGUCCUCAUUGUCAAGCCAUUUCAUUCCUGAAUUAUGUCUUACUAAUUUUAAUUAGCACUUCUCAUUAAUUUGUUUUCCCACAUAAAACAAAGAGUGAUGCAGUAAGACUUAAAGGUUCUGUGAGAAACAUUUAAUCUCUGCUCUAAAACAAAACUACUGGUUGAAAGACAAAUUUAAUCACGACAGAGGGAAGUUGCUUCUCGUGAAAACACUGGUACAGCUGAGAUGGAUCUUUCUUGUAGAUGUUCCCUGUCAAGUAAAUGUGAUAUAAGAAAUUUAAAUGUAAUUUAAAUCUGUUUUGGUGUAAAACCUGACGCCUUUUAGAUGUAAAAUCAAACUGAGUAUGAUCAUGUAUCACUUAUGACUGUAAAUGGCUAAAAAAGAUAAUUACAUUUUUUAAACUGUCACUUGCGGCAGAAACCAUUCAUGAAAAAGCUAGAUAUCAGCUUUAUUGUGCAUGUGUUAUUUUAAUCUGCAGUGUGCCAUUAUUAAAAACAGAUAAGUGAUGAUGGAGCAGAAAGCUCCUAUGACAUUUUAGGGUUCAGUGGUUGUAAAAUAUUCAAACUGAGAAUAGCCUGCUAUUGUGUGCACUGGAAGAGUUUUAUAUAAGUUUGGUAAUAUAUUUGUCAAAUGCUAAGUUAUUAAAAGAACUGCCGAAUGUUACAAAUUGUGUACAUACAGAUGUUCCUGUUAAAUAUGAUGGUGCUUGUUGGUGGCUCUGCUUCUAUAGGCUAUAAUGUAUGAACACUAUUUGUUAAUUCUUAAUAACAUGUCUACGGAGAAACUUAACAACACCUGAAACUCUUGUUUUUGCAGACGGCCUGCGGUUUAACUUCUCAGUGAUGUGUAAGUGAACUCUGGGACACAGAGAUUAACAGAUAAAAGCAAAGAAGCAAUUUCUGCUGUUUUUUUUGUUUUUUUUUUUUAAAGCAGGAAACUGUGAAUAUUUAGCAUUGAUAGCAGUGUGGCUGUAUGUCGGCCUGACCACCACUUUGGAGUGAAAUAUCUCAACAAUUUUUGGAUGGAUUGCCAUGAGAAUGUGCACAGACGUUCAAGGUCCCGUCCGGAUGGAUCUUAAUAAUUCAUCACCAUAAAUUCAAGUUCAGAAUUUUUCCAGUGCUUGGGAUUUAUAACUAAAAUCUUCUAAAAUUACUCACUGUGUUCCCAUUUAUCUUAGUAUACUUUGUGCUAAUUGCUAUUUAGCAUAUUUUAGCUUCUUAUCAUGCAAAAUUAAGAUUUAAAAUGGACCCACGUAACCUGGGCUCUCUGAGUAACCUGGUUUCUAAGAAAGACCAGUUCUGUACCAGUUCAUGUAAAGACACUGAAUGUCUGUUAGCAUGCUGACAUUAGCAUUUAGCUUGAAGCACCAUGGUGCCUUUCAGCUUCACUGAACUGCCAGCAUGGCUGUAGACUCUUGUUCCUUGACAGAUAAUUAAACUUACUGAUGAUUAAAUUUAAUUGACAAAUUAAUCUACAGAUUGUUCCAGUCCUUGUAACAUAUUGGUGAUAUGCAGUUUAACAGUGUAGUCAUGAGUUAUGACAAAACCGUUAGUCACGUGCAAAUGACAGAACUGUGAAGUAAAUUUGUUGCUGUUUUAUAUCAUCUUUACCAUUAAUAUGUGCUUUUGUGGUU
This is a messenger RNA of Seriola aureovittata, 2873 nucleotides long. RefSeq names its product gastrin-releasing peptide receptor-like. Gene Ontology annotation, molecular function: G protein-coupled peptide receptor activity. Gene Ontology annotation, cellular component: membrane. Bases 1 to 1080 code for a protein of 359 amino acids. The transcript has 3 exons. Gene Ontology annotation, biological process: G protein-coupled receptor signaling pathway. The record is from RefSeq and is a predicted model, not a curated record. Lineage: Eukaryota; Metazoa; Chordata; Actinopteri; Carangiformes; Carangidae.